GUACCUUGGGUUUCGAAAAUCGGCGACAAUUUGAAAUUCACUUAUUCACAUCUUCACCUACUUUCGACGAUAUCGCAUUAUCGACGAGAAACACACUGCGCACAUCAAUCUCUCAUCUAUUCUCCGAAGAUUCUUCACAUUAAACCAGUCAUACGGCGAUGAAGAAAAGUAGGCGAUUUUACCUUUCGCCAUGGUCUUCACCGACUUGAGACACCAACUGAAGGCCUUCGUUGCCGGACGCUGGUGGCACAGAUAUACUCUACUUCCCGGAAAUGUUUCUCAUGAUUCCGCAAAGAAGCGCACCAUAAGCUUGAUUGACACCAAUUCCCGUAUCUGCAGGCUCAUUAUCUUGGCCAUAGCCUGUAUCGCCUUGAUCGCAUUCUCUGCGAUGUUCAUGGGUGACCUCUCGGCACAAAAAUGCAAUGGUUCCACUCUUGACCGUCACUGCAGAAACCUGCUUACUCAGUUAUGGGGUCAAUACACCUCUACAUUCUCUGUUCCCUCUGAAAUCUCACCAGACACUCCUAAGAAUUGCGAGGUCACUUUCGCGCAAGCGCUCUCACGGCACGGUGCUCGUUACCCCACAGCACAUAAGUCCUUAGCCUAUGGUUCUCUCAUUGACCAUAUCCACGAUAGUGUAACACAUUAUGGCAAGGGCUUUGAGUUCAUCAAGGACUAUAAAUAUACCCUUGGUGCUGACCAGUUAACGGGUUAUGGCGAACAGCAGAUGGUAAAGUCCGGCCAGGUCUUCUAUGAACGGUACAACCAUUUAACAAGAGUCUACACCCCCUUUGUGCGUUCCUCUGGCCAGGAGCGUGUAGUUGACUCAGCAAAAAGAUGGACAGAGGGCUUCCACAAGGCACGGCUGGCGGACGGGGGUUCACAUGCCCCGGAUACAUAUCCCUAUAAAAUGCUGGUCAUCCCUGAGGCAGAUGGAUUCAACAACUCACUUAGUCCCGACCUCUGCCCUGCAUUCGAGGAUAGCAAACACGAUAGUGAUGAUGAGCAAGACCUGUGGACUGAGAAGGUCGUGCCACCCUUGACAGAUAGAUUGAACCAGAAUCUUCCAGGCGCUAAUCUCACCGACGAAGAGACUAUCUACAUGAUGGACCUAUGCCCUUUCGAGACUGUGGCCGAUGAGAAGACUAGACUUUCAAGGUUCUGUCGGUUGUUCACGAUGGAUGAUUGGCGCAACUAUGACUACUAUCAGUCAUUGGGCAAGUGGUAUGGAUUCGGAAAUGGAAGUCCUCUCGGACCAACUCAAGGGGUUGGAUUUGUUAAUGAACUUCUUUCAAGACUUACCGGCAAGCCAGUUGAUGAUCAUACAACCACCAAUUCAACACUUGAUGGAUUUGAAGAUACAUUCCCACAUGGUCUUGCCUUGUACGCCGACUUCAGCCAUGAUAACGAUAUGAUGGACAUCUAUGGUGCACUUGGUCUCUACAAUCUUACGGCCCCACUACCGGGUAAUCGCAGAGUCAGUGCACAGAAAGCCAAAGGAUUCUCCGCUAGCUGGGCCGUCCCGUUCGCAGCCAGGUUAUACGUGGAGAAGAUGACUUGCGCAGGCGAAGAUGAGGAGAUGGUGAGGAUUUUGGUCAAUGAUCGGGUGAUACCCUUGCAAAACUGUGGUGCUGAUGUGUUCGGACGCUGCACUCUUAGCAGAUUCGUCGAAAGCCAGAGUUUCGCAAGGAAUGGUGGACAUUGGGACCAGUGCUUUGUCUAGAAGCCUUUCAACAUUUAUCAUUCGACCAAUAUUCCCCAUGAUAUGAAGAAGAUCGCUUGAAGUUCCACAUCGUGGUCGAGCCUUACUUGCUUAGUUUGAUAUGCAUUCCAUAGUUAGAAAUCGCGAUUCUUACUGGUUAGGAGAUCCUGCAAAGAACCUGGGCUGCAUACGGCAUGUUCCUUCAAGAGAACAUACACGAAAGUCCGGCUUCGCUGGCCCCUUAUCCAGUCAUGACAGCACAGGAUACUAAUAAUAACUUUAAUCAACGACCAUGUCGUGAAUUUUCACAUGGCUAAAAUAGUGAUUUCAGAAAGAGUAAGAAUCAGUAUCAUUAGGCAGAAUUUCUGCAAGAGUCGUAAGAGAACUAAGACAUAUCAAGGCUG
Annulohypoxylon maeteangense is the source of this 2106-nucleotide messenger RNA. Its product is annotated as phosphoglycerate mutase-like protein. The record is from RefSeq and is a predicted model, not a curated record. The transcript has 2 exons. NCBI's taxonomy places the organism in Eukaryota, Fungi, Ascomycota, Sordariomycetes, Xylariales, Hypoxylaceae. The coding region runs from base 191 to 1723 and encodes 510 amino acids. Gene Ontology annotation, molecular function: acid phosphatase activity.